ACUUUAUUUUCAGUGUCAUUCAGAUAACUCCAAAUUUUGUGCUUUGUUUUGUUUUAAAAGAAAUAAAUAACCGUAUGUCUAGCACAUAUAUAGAUUCAGUCAUAAUUUAAUUUUUAAUGUAAUUAUUGAUGGUAAUUUAAUUUCACGAUGUUAAACCAGAUUUUUGCUGGAAGUUUAGUGAAGAAUGAAAUUUUAGUUGGUGUUAUCGUUCUUGUCGUCGUAUAUUUCAUAACGUCUGUAAUUAAAAGGCUGGGAAGAAAACUUCCUCCAGGGCCAUAUGGGUUACCUAUACUCGGGUAUGCACCAUUUAUGACAAAGAAGCCUUAUUUAAAGUUUAUUGAACUGAGUAAGAAGUAUGGGGACAUAUUCAGUAUUAAUCUAGGAUACAGGAGAUGGAUUAUAUUGAACAGUUCUGAAGCUAUUAAAGAAGCCUUGCUAAAGCCUGAGUUUUUAAGUCGACCGCCAUAUGGUGUAUUUACAUUAUUCAAGAAAGAAAGCCCAUUCUUCACAAGUCCUGUUCAUGUAUGGCAGGAGCAGCGCAAGUUUGUUGUGCAGUCCAUGAAAGAUCUGGGAUUGGGGAAAUCUAAAAUAGAAGAACAUGUCAAAGAUGAAAUCUGUGCUGUGAUAGACGUCUUAAAAUCGCACGGUGGAAAACCUAUGGAUCUUAAAAGCCCUUUAGCUCCCAGCAUGUCCAACAACAUUAUGGCCUUGGUCUUUGGUGUACGGCACGAUUUCGAUCACCCAGAUAGAGUUUUACUGAAUGAAAACGCAGAGACUAUUAAUCAGUACAUAGGACAAGUCGGUUUAUUGCAACUCUUCCCAUGGUUGAGAUAUUUACCGUUCGUCAAAGGACCAAAGUAUACAGCUGCUGUUAAAGCGUUUGAAGGCAGUCAAAAUCUUUUCCACAAAUUGAUAAAAGAACAUAAGCAAACCCUUGAGCCCCAAAACAUACGAGAUUAUGUUGAUAGAUACUUAAUAGAGAUGGAGUCCCGAAUACAGAAAGAUCCAAAAACAACUUUUAAUGAAAAUACGUUAGCUGAUAGUGCUUCUGAUUUGUUUGGAGCUGGAAGCGAAACAGUGUUUACUUCUGUUUUGUGGUGCGUCUACAUCAUGGCAGCUUAUCCACAACUUCAGAAAAAGGUGCAGAAAGAAAUCAUGGAUGUCAUUGGACCUGAUAGGAUGGCAGAAUUAUUAGAUCAGAAAUCAAUGCCAUUCACGUAUGCAACCAUCUUAGAAGUCUUGCGCUUUGUAACGAUAGUACCACUAAAUCUUUUACAUUACACCACAGUGGACACUAAGAUUCGAGACUUUUUCAUACCACGUAAUACAGCAGUGCUGGCUAACUUCUGGGCAGUUCAUCAUGAUCCAAAAUAUUGGGACGAUCCAGACACUUUUAAACCAGAAAGAUUUUUGUCAAAAGAUGGAAAAUCUGUUAUCAAGCCUCCUCAUUUCAUGGCAUUUUCUCUUGGUAAAAGAGUUUGCCCCGGAGAAGCCAUGGCUUAUAUGGAGAUUUUCUUGUAUCUUGUAACCAUUUUGCAAAAAUUUGACAUUUCUUUCCCUGACGGUUAUAAGCCUAGCUUUAAUUCCCGUCUAGCAAUUUCGCUUAGACCAGAGGAUUAUAAGAUUCGAUUUUUGAGCAAAAAUUAAUUUUGUACAAACCAAUUUCCCCUUUUUUUUCAGCAUUUCUAAACUAACGAGAAUUUUUUCAUACCUUUGAAAAAAAUUAAAGAAUUUUUUGAUCAAAUUAGGUAGUGUUAUAAAAUAAAAAUUAUCUUCAUCAAUUAAAAAUUCUCUGCUUUAUUUUUCCUCAAAAGAAUAAAACCGAAGGUCUUUCAUCAGUUUUGUUAGAAACAUCAAAAUUUAUUUCUAUUUCAUAUUUUAUCUCCAGUCACUUACAGAGCAACACUCAAAAUUGUUGUUACUUUUUAAAAACGAAAACAGAAAAAACUAUUUUGGUACUGCCUAAAUCAUAUUCUUCGUUCAUCCAUCAUUCUUUCCCAUGCUUGUGUGCGUUUUCAAUAUAGAAGAUUCCUUUACAGUCCAUUUUCAAAUUUUUAACCAGUUCAUUUGGUAUUGUUUUUCUUAAGUGACAUGUAUAUAAAUCUCAUUUGUUGCAUACAAGUAAUAUGCUAAUUACAAUAAAUAGCACGACUAUGUAAAAUGUUAUUUACGAAUAGACGAUUAUGUAAAAUGUUAUGAAUAUUAAAUGUUUUAUUAAUCUG
Molecule: messenger RNA, 2222 nt
Organism: Parasteatoda tepidariorum (common house spider)
Lineage: Eukaryota; Metazoa; Arthropoda; Arachnida; Araneae; Theridiidae
Product: cytochrome P450 2J4
Biological process (GO): xenobiotic metabolic process
Cellular component (GO): intracellular membrane-bounded organelle; cytoplasm
Molecular function (GO): oxidoreductase activity, acting on paired donors, with incorporation or reduction of molecular oxygen, reduced flavin or flavoprotein as one donor, and incorporation of one atom of oxygen; iron ion binding; heme binding
Source: RefSeq, a predicted model, not a curated record